Molecule: messenger RNA, 9925 nt
Organism: Scatophagus argus
Lineage: Eukaryota; Metazoa; Chordata; Actinopteri; Scatophagidae
Gene: ccdc141
Product: coiled-coil domain containing 141
Exons: 30
Coding region: 1272-8558 (2428 amino acids)
Source: RefSeq, a predicted model, not a curated record
GUCUCUGUUGUCUGUCCAGUGGAUGGACGUCUUGCCAAGUAGGAAUCGACUGGUGUGAUUUUCUCAGGGAUGAUGUCAAUUAUUAGUAAUCAAGGAGACCAAAACUGCAAUAUUUGUAAGCUUUGCAGUAAAAAUCAAAAUUUUAGUGGCAAAAUAAAAAUGUAUUGUGGUCGUAAAGCAUCAUGAUUGUGUUAUAAUAAACUCUGAAUGCCCCCAUAACGCCCCAUAGGUACUUAGAAAAAGAGAAAGCUAUAAAACAUUUGUAUACAACCUAUGAAAUGAAACACUGCAGCUUUCACUGUGAACUGACCAGCAGCUGGACCCAAGUAGUGAAAGAAGUAGUCAGGACUUUUACUGAGAUAAAGUAGCAGCACCUCACAGUAUCAGUUACAAAGUCAUGAAUUCAAAAUCUUGCAUACAUGCAAAACUACUACAGUACAAGUACUCGUUAAGCAGGAUGGGCCAUUUCAGAGUAACGAUGCAGUAAAGUGUUUAUCUGCUGCAGCUGGUAAUAAAGUUUAUAAUAACACAUCAUAAUAAUCUAUUUGUUGAUUGUAUUUUGUUAUUAAUCAGAGUCUACAAAUUAAAUAGUGAUUUAAGUUUAAGUCAGUUGAAUGUAGAAGUAAAAAGUGCAGUGUUUGUCUCUGAAAUGCAGUAGAGUGAAAGUAUUACUCAAACACAAGAAUAAUCACACUUACUGAACUUAAGUGCAGAACAUUUAAAUGUACUUAGCCGCCUUCCUCCACUGCCUCAACGGACAGCUUCAUCUUAUUGUUUUUGAUGGUUGACGAGGUGUUUUUCUGAUUUUUAUGUCUUCACUGCAGAUAUAUUUACACGGUGGGCCAUUGAAAUGGAGAUAGAGGGGAGUGUUUGUUUAUGGAGGGCAGAUGUCUUUCUGUCAUUCAGCUGUGUGAUAAUCCUGCUGGAAGCCACGUCUAUUUUUACCACCCGCCUGCCUCUCUCAGCUGUGUUUCCUCUCAGUGUUUUCAUGGCUCCUCAGACUCGGCGGCAGCGAGACGUCUCGGCCUCCACACGUGGCUCUGGAGAUUCAGCUGCCGACAUUUGAAGAAAAGUGAAUAGUCUGCUUAGCGGAGUUCACUCUGGAAACCAGAGACUUCCCAGCACAGCAAGGCAGCUAUCUGGAGAACUUUGCAUGUGAUGCCACACUGAAAACUAAGCAAAAAGAAUCUCAGAAGGAGAGCUAAGAAAGAAGAAAAGAAAGGUUCUGCGAUUCUUCAAGUCCCAGCAGAUCCUGGACUGAGUCUUUCUUCAUGACAACCGGAGAAAGUGAAGAGACCAUGACAUGUGCAGGACAAAAGAGGGCACAUGGAAGAACUGGAGGAGAAGGAGAAGGAAACAUGAAGCUUCCUCUGUCCUUCACCACGCUGAGCACUGUAGCCAUCCAGGCCGGCCAGUCGCAGAUCGUCAUCUCUGUUCUCGAGAGUGGGGCUGUGGUCCACCUUCAGCUGGUCGAGGUCCAUCCAGGCCUCUGUGAGAUCGGAUCAAACCGGGAGGAAAACCGGACGCUGAUCCAGGAACAGCAGCAGCUGAUGGGGAAGCUCAAGAAACACGAGAGAGAAGUGCUGGCUUUGGUGGAAAAGAGCCGACAGGCAGAGCAGAGGAAGAGGAAGGAUGAAGGGAUGAUGGAACGGAAAAGCUACAAGAAACAGGAGGAAGAGGAGGGAGUGCACAAGGCCAUGGUGGCAUCGCUGAACGAGGGAUGGUCAUUACUCCUCCUGCUGCUUGAGAAACGACAGGAAGUGCUGACCCUGGCUUCAGAUUUUUACUGCAGAGCUCUGGAGUUUGCUGUCAGCAUUGACAGAGUUGAGGAUCUCCAGAUCAGACCGGACAGACUGACUGAAGUGCAGCUCACGUAUGACUCCAUGAGGAGAGAUCUUCUGGGAAAAUCCCUGCAGGUGUUAACCAGCAGCAGCCUUCUUCUGCAGAGACUCAGACAGCUGCAAAGGACUGAGGCCCUCCAGAGGAGAGGAGCGGUACUGCAGGACCAGUUAGAGGAGGAGGAGGAGGAGUUGAAGAGUUCCCGGAGCAGCAGGGGGAUGGCGCUGAGGGUGGAGGAGCUGAUAGAGACCCUGCAGGAUCGGAGGAGGAGGGUAGACCAGGCUGUCAGGCUGCGGCUCCAGCAGGUGCAGGAUGGCCUCGUGGUCCAAAAGAAAGGACAAGAGUUCAGACCGGCCAGUCCGGAAGUAAGAGACAAGCACUGCAGUGAGCAUGUUUACACCUCACAUUAUAACUCUCAGGUUUUCAGGCAGCUUCAUGUGAGUGUCUGGUGCCACAAAGACAACAUUUUUUACAUACAGAGCUCCCCGGUGAGACUCAGUCCAGGAGGCAACGGAGUGAUGAGGUGCUGCUUUGUAAAUCAGGACUGGAGCCUCACAGGUGACAAGAUCCUGGACCAGAAUCUGCAGUCUGGAGCCAUUUUGGCAGACCUGAAGGCAGAUUCCACAAUGGAAGAAACUAGAGACUUGCAGCCCACAUCCAGAUUAGACCAAACAUCUGGAUCCAGAUCAGAUGUGCUGCCAGGGUCCAGAUUAGAUCGAAAGUCUCCAUUUAAAUCAGAUGAGAUUAGAAACCUGCAGUCUGGAUUCAACUUAAAGCUGAAGGCAGGAUCCAGAUCAGACCUCAAAUUAGCUUCUAAAUCAGAAUCAGACAGAGACAUUCCACCUGGAUCCAGAUUAGACCAGAUGCCUGGAUUAAAAUCUGAAGUGCAGCCAGUAGAUGUGAAAUCUGAGUCUAUAUCAGAGAAAAUUGGGGACCCUGGAUUCACAUCAGAGGAGCCCAGAGACCUUCAGUCUGGUUCCAUAUCAGAUCUGAAGCCUGAAUCCAGGUCAGAUGUGCGGCCAGGAUCCAGAUUGCAUCUGGUGUCUCAAUUUAAAUCAGGUGAGACCAGAAGCCUGUUCCCUGAAUCCACAUCAGAGAGCGCAGACCUGAAGCCAGGUUCCAAAACAAAAGAACCCGGAGACUGGCAGCCUGAAUCCAGACCAGAGACCAGAAACCUGCAAUUUGGAUUAAAAUUAAACUUGAAGGCUGGCUCCAGAUCAGACCUCAAGGUAGCUUCUAAAUCAGAUGAGCCCGGAGACCUUCAGCCAGGAUCCAGAUCAGAGGUAACUACAGAUCCUGGAUCCAGGUCUGAUCUGCAGCUUGUAUCCAGAUUAAACCAGAUGCCUGGAUUGAAAUCAGAUAUCCAGCCAGGAUCUCUGUUUAAAGCGGAUGAGACCAGAAACCUGCAGUCUGGAUCCACGUCAGAGACCACAGACAUGACGUCAGUUCCUAUAACCAAAGAAACCAGGGAUCUGAAGCCUGAAUCCAGAUCAGACAUGCAGCCAGGAUCCAGAGGAGAUGCAGAGCCCGUGUGUCGAUCAGAGGCUGAAGACCUCAGUGUGUCUGAGCCGAGCAGGAAGGAGGAAGAGACCAAACAGCACAGAGCUGCUACUACAAAAACCACCAGCAUGCUGGGACACAAGACUCAAAGUGGAGAGGACCACGCCCACCAAGUCCUCCUGACCAAUGAGAGGCAACAUCUGCUGUCGUCGUGUGAACACCUCGUGGACAAGAUCUGGAUCUGGGUCCAGCAGGGCAGCAGCGUGCUGUCCAACAGUUCUGAGGCAGGACGGCAGCUCUUUGAGGCCGAAGACACUCUGAACACACAUCUGCAGCUGCGCACGCAGGCUGAGUCUACAGGUCAUGAUGCAGAGACCAUGAAGCAGAUCCUGGAUCAGAUCAGAGCUCUGCACACAGAUUCGACCAGUACAACCAGUCCUCCCGGUGAGCUCGGCAGACAGCUGCCCCCCCUGAAGGCCCUGACAGAGCAGCUGAAGAGAGGCAGCUCGGGCAGACGGUCCAGAACCAGCGCCGCUCGCCACGGUCUGUCUGCUACUGACCCAGCUGGUUCACUGAGUCCUGAACUCGCUGGUAAAGUUGACCUGGUCUUGAAGGAGCUGCAGACUCUGAACAGGAAGAUCAACUCAAACCUACAGCUGCUGCAGCCUUACGUCACUUUCCUCAGGAUGGCACAGCAGGUGAGGGAGGAGAUGGAAGAACUGAAGGAGGUCUACACCAGGACACCAGAGGAAGAGGAGGAGAAGCAGGAGGAGAGGGAAGCUGUCGGCAGUGACGGUUCCAGGUCACCACAGAAGAAGAAGCAGGUCGACACCUGCUGGCAGGAAACGCUACAGAGGCUCCUCACCGCUCAGGAGCUGGGAAACGACUGUGUCAGCACUGUUCCCAUGCAGACGGUACAGCGACUCAGCAGAAUUAAACAGGAAGUGAACGAGCUGCGGAGCCAGCGGCAAAUCCAGACCCUGCGACAGCAGGAGGACUGCAGGAAAUACGCAGAGAGACUGCAGAAGACCCUGCAGGACUUGAAUUGUGUCUCUGAGCUGCUGGACUCCUGCACUCUGAUGGAUCUGGGAUCAGACCUGCAGACCUCCAGGCUGCUGGAGCACUUCAGCCAGGCCAGACCACAUUUCACUCAUCUAGAUGCUGAGGUGGAGUCCUUGGAGAGGAGCUGGGACGCUCUGAGAGGAGUCCAGGACAGGCUGGACGUGAAGGAGCUGAAGGUAAAAGUGGUGAAGGAGGAGGAUCUGUUGGAGGUGCUGAAGCUCCAGAAGAGAGUGAAGAACAAGAUCCAUGAGAGCGAGUCCGUCCUGGACCUGACCAGCAGAUUCCACCUCACAUCCCGCCAGCUGGAGGCACUGCUGCAGUCGGAACUUGCAAGUCCUGUACCUGGUUCAACUGGUUUAUGUGCAUCCAUUGAGGCCCAGCUGAGCCGGCAAAGAGAGGACCAGCAGCACGUCCAGAAUCUGUUAAAAACAGCUUCAACACUGAAGACGAACAUCUGCACCACCAUCAGCCACAGUGGUUGGACGUGUUUCAGAGUGGAGCAGCUGGAGACUCGUCUUCUCUCUCUGGACUCCCUCUGCGUCUCGUGGCUGAAUGAAGCAGCUCGCCGUGAGGAGAAGCUCCGCAGAGAGAUGCUCACCUGUCGACUCGGUGAUGACAUCAGCCAGCUUCGUGGCUCCUUUAAGGAGCUGAAGAAGCGCUUUGGUAACCUGAAGUUUAAUUACCUGAAAAGAAACGACAGGACCAGGAACGUGAAGGCCGUCAGGAACCAGCUGCAGCAGGUGGAGCUGUACGAGGAGAAGCUGCAGGCGCUCAGGAAACGUCUGCAGGGUGUGACGGCCCGGUUGGGGUCAGAGGUCAAGGACGGGGUUGUGGCCCGGGAGGCAGAGGACGCCAUCAAUGAGCUGCAGAGGCAGAUGGGAGAGUUUGAGCACAGUGUCAACGACCACCAGAAAACACUGGAGAUGACCCGCCGACUGCAGCAGGCCAUGGAGGAGUAUCAGUUCUGGUGCGAGGAGGCGAGUGCGACCAUCGCUCGAGUCGGGAAGUUUUCCUCGCAGUGUCGCAGUAUGGAGGCCGUGUCUGUUCUCUAUCAGCAGUUUGAGAAGUUUGUGUGGCCGACGGUUCCUGAGCAGGAGGAGAGAAUCAGUCAGAUCGCUGAGCUGGCUGUCAGGCUGCACGGGGCGGAGGAGGGGCGGCGGUACAUCGAGAAGACAGUCAGUAAACACUCCGAGAUGGUGGAGUCCAUCAAACAGCUGAGUGAUGGACUGAUGGAGCUGGAGGCCAAACUGAAGCUGGAGAGUCUCAGGAAGCAGCAGAGUGACGGAGAGAAGGACAUGAAGGAAGAGGGAGAGGCGGAGCGAAGGAGAGAGAAUGUGAACGAACAGAAAGACAAAGAGAAGGAGAAGAAACCGAAGGCAAACAGAAAGAUGACAGAGGAUGAGCAGACGGAUAAUCGCAGCGCGCAGGAGGCGGCAGACGUGUAUGAGCUAAAGGAGACAGGCCACACCCCUGAACUGACCGCUGAGCAUGAUGGGAAGGAGGUUCCCGUGAAGAGGCAGGCCGCAGCCAACAGGAAGCCUCCAUUGCAGAAGAGCCGCAGCGAGGAGGCAGACAGACAGCCGGACAGGCAGACAGUCACGUCAGAGAGCAGCCGCAGACAGCAGUCGUACAGCGAGACGUUCACCUCCUCGUUCCGCUCCACUCACACCUUCAGCCUCUCCUGCUCCCCGGUGGAGGCCAACCGACGGAUUCACACCAUACACAGCCAAGUACCGCCUGUCGCCACUGAGCCUCAGGCCACGCCUCCUCCCUCAGCGAUUGGCCCGUUGUUCUCCGACAUUCAGAGGGAGUUUCAGAGGAAGGAGGGUCACGAAACGGGACAGCGAGGGGUCUCUGCUUCCUGUGGGUCAAACGGGACAUGUUUUCAGGAUGCAUUAGCAGGAGGCUUGUCGGAGGCGGACCUCCAGCAACAGGAAGUGACGACUGAUGAUGAUGAAUACGAGUGUGCAUCACCUGACGACAUUUCCCUGCCGCCGCUGGCAGAAACACCAGAGUCCAACAUGGUCCAGUCAGACAUUGAGGAGGGCUUCUGUUUCAGUUCCCACAGCAUCCACAUCAACCAGCACAGCCACCAGUGCUACGCCCAGUCAGAGCGCAGUGGGACUGGUCCCGGUGCAGCCCCACAACAGAGAGAGUCCAGACAAGCAGAGAGUUGUCCAACUCCUCCCACCAGCCUUCACAGCAGCACCAGGUUCAGAUCAGAGUCCAGUUCAUUUGUUCAGAGUCCACUGGCAGUUUCAGCUCCAAGCCUGAUCACCAGAACUCUUUGCAGCAUCCUACUGACUUCUGAGACCAGCAGAGACAACAUCCCCCAGACAUCUGACUUCUCCCUUUGCAGCCCUGAGCUAAACUGCCCCUCAGGAUCUAAUCCUGCCCACAGGAAAAACACUCCAGACGUGGACAGUGAUGUCCCUGACAGGAAGAACCUCUCACAAACUGAGUCCUCAUUAAGGGCACAUAGCAGUCAGUAUAACCAGCGUCAGAGGGGGACUGGGACCCAGGGUAAGAAUGUGGCAUCCAAAGGUGAGGCCUUGUCUCAGACUGAUCCCAUUCCACAGAACUCGGAGCUCAGUAACAGUUCACCUCUACCUUGGUCCAACUAUUGUCCUCAGCCCUUUAAUGGUCCCGUCCCUGAUCUCCACAGGGAUAAGACAGCUUCACAAGACACUCAGUCCCACAAAUGCAGCUCAACUUUUCCUCAAACCGCAACAGCCAUUUAUUUUCCACAGUCCUUUGCUGGCUCUGAGAGUGACCUCUAUCAGGACAUAAAUUCCCUCCAAACUAGGCAGGAAACACCUCCAAACUCCAAACUUCAAAGAAACAGUCUCACCAAUACUAGCACUGGUACAGUUACCCAACAGACCACUUAUGGCCAGUCCUCCCCUUGUGGCAUUCAGUCCAACUUGCCACAGGUGAACAGUGGCCUCAGUUCAUCCCAAGAAAGCCCCUCUUCCCAGAGUGAGACAGUCCUCCAGGCCAGAGGGUCUGUUCAGAGCCCCAGCCUCACAGACUCUGUUCUUCACAAAGACACUGGGUUCACAAUCAACACUCAAAACAGCGGUUUUCCACAGGCUUAUCCAGACUCUGGGAGUGGCCUUGAUCAGGAUGUACCUUCUUCCCAAACCAGCAAGGAAACAUCCUCAGUCUUCACACCCAAAGGCAGCAGCCUGACCACAGCCACUACUGUCACCCAAAAACACAUUUAUUGUCAGUCCUCUCCUUCAAACAGUCAUUGCAGUGUGCCACAGAAUAGCCGCAAUCUCAUGUCACAGCAAGGUAGGCCCUUCUUCCAGGGUCCUGGAGGUCUGCCUGAGGUCCACACUCCUGUUCUACCAGAACCAAAUGGCUUCAGCAACAUCAAUAUCUGCAGCAGUACCAUCACCAGCAGUGAUGGAUUCAGCAGCAAGCAGAGCCACCAGACAGUCUACUCCUGCCAUGAGUCCCUGACCUCCAUCUGUACCCAGCAGUGUGUGCAUGACCCUGGAAUAACCCCCAGCAGCCCUGCCAAGGCCCCUGCUCCUCCUCAGCCAGAAUCACAAACCCAAGCUUUGGCUCAGCAGGCUAAUCUGCAUGUCCUUUCCUCUCCACCUCAUCUACUAACUCCACAGCAAGACCCAAACAUCUGUCAGCCCAUGGCCGUCCGUGAGGAGAUCAGGCUUACUCCUCAGAUCAAAGGGCCCCCCCUUCCUGCUCCUCCUACUCUUUCCCAGACCCAAGCAGAGCUUCUUCCUCAGGGAAAAGCCUGUAAACCUGACCCUCCCAGCAUCACCAGGCCUCUGUCUAGAGCUACCGUCAUGGAGGGCUCUCCGGUGACGCUUGAGGUGGAGGUGACGGGACAGCCAGAGCCCAUGCUCACCUGGUUUCAAGAUGGAGAGGUGUCAGCCACCGCCCCGGGCCCAGCGCUGGCCUGCGAGGACAGGAAACACUUCCUGUUUGUCCCAGAGGCGUCGGACUCAGAUGGUGGGUUACGUGAGGCUCGGGCUGCCUACCGUCAUGAUGCGCAGCGUGCAGCUGCUAACAGCAGCGGUGAUAAGUGGCUGGUGGCCGAAGUGUUUGACAUCAUCACUGUGGACUGGCAGAACUGGUUUGGUACACUAUGUGUCCUGCUGUGGCUGCUCUACCUGAUACUACUCUGAUCCCUUAUUCCACUACGGGAACUUAAUGACCUGUAACACCUGAACUUAUCAGAGCCUGUAAGGGUCUGGUCUGAGGUUUUGUUUCUGAUGUGUGUGACAAAUCAAAGCAUGUCAGGUAAACAUUAUUCCCAUUAUUUGGUUAUAAUGUAUAACCUCUGAGAGGAAACAAAGUAUUGCAGUAAAAUGUCAGCUAUAUUAUGCUAAUGUAGACUAAUGUACAACGAGAAAGGAAAACAAUCAUUCUGAAUUAUAAUCUGACUUGUAUGUUAAAACAUAAAACAGAGUGAUUGUCUUCCAUCCAUACUGACACUGGAAGUUGGGUUUAAUAUCACAUCCUGAGUCUGUCUGCACAUGUUACAGCAUACAGGUCAUUUUAUCCUGUGGUGGAAAAGGCCUCACACACACACACACACACACACACACACAGUUCAAUCCCAAGUUUCUCAACCAGGGGGUCCAGACCCCACGAGGGACACACAAAUAUCAACUGUAAUUUCUGUUUUCACAUUUGUUUGACAUAUAUGUAUUGAAAUUGUAAGUGGAUCAGAUACCAACACACACACAAAGUGAAAAGAAAUCCGUUUCAUUCACAAUAUGAAUUUAAGAUGCUGCAGGUGGGGAGAACUGGGGGACCUAAACACAGACGGCCAUAAAGAGGCUGCAUGAGCCAGUCUGAGCUCUGUGUGAUAACUACUGUGUGGUCACUGUGUUCCCUGAUCAGCCUCACUGCAUUCUGUCAGUGUUCAGUAUUGUUGUGGAAUCGACAGGUGAUGGUGAACAGCAACAAAGGACAGAAGAACAGAGUUUCCCUGAAGAUUUCCAAUCCGGUGGCAGACAGGAAGUGCAGAGUGAACAUGAGGCUUAUGGGGAAACAAAGCAGAUGUUGUGCUAUCGACAUUUACUUCAUGAUGUUUUGUUAAAGCAAAACAAUUUCAACUUUUUUGUGAACUGGGAGAAUUGAAGUUGUAUUACUUCUGAUUGUUCUUCCUGCGACCCUGAUGGAUAAGCGGUAUAGAAAAUGGAUGGAUGAUUGUUUUUCUGAAGUCCAAGGAAUUGCAGUCAUAAUAGUAACAGCAUUAAGCUAUUGUGGUUUAAAGCAGAUUAAUGAUUAGUCUACAGUAAUAAUAUCUACAGUAGAAUAUAACUUAAAUGAAGUCCUGUGUGUUUUGUGCUGUGUGUUGUGUAUUAUAACCGAGUCAUCAGGUAAAACAAAAAGUAAAACCAGUUUUUAUCACUUAUUUUCCCAAUGGUUAGCAGGAUCCUUAGUGUGAAUGUUAGGAUUCACCUGCGCUUCUUUUUUGAUGAUGUUUUCAGCAAACUCCUGAAACUGAGAAGUAAGGGCGGUUUGGGAUUAAAAAACAAACUCC